This is a messenger RNA of Anoplophora glabripennis (Asian longhorned beetle), 1931 nucleotides long. RefSeq lists its product as uncharacterized. Lineage: Eukaryota; Metazoa; Arthropoda; Insecta; Coleoptera; Cerambycidae. The record is from RefSeq and is a predicted model, not a curated record. The transcript is spliced from 3 exons. Bases 49 to 1827 code for a protein of 592 amino acids.
CAGUAUAUAAGCAGGAAAAAUUAUUUCAAACCACAGUCAAAAUCGAAAAUGAAGGCUCAAGUAACUUCGAUUUUGCUGUGUGCACUGCUAUGCAGCACUUUGGGUCAUGAAUACCUUUCGGCAAAACGACUAGCCCCCGAAGCAAAAUCAGGAUACCGGUCCGGCUUGGCUCAUUUUCAGGAUCGUGCGGCAUCAUCAGAGCAGUGCGAAUGGAUUUGCGAGGGAGGUGACGACGGCGGCAACAGUACUGGAGGGUUGAAAAUUAUAGUCAACGAAACAACUAGCUUGGUAGGAAUCGUGAAUAUCACCGCGGAAGUAGCGCUUAUAAUCGACAUAAAUGCUAACCUCGUGGGGCUGUUCAAUGGAACUUCCGGUGCUGUUGUAAUAAUAAAUAUCCAGACUGGUGUAGGGGUCUAUAUUGCAGCAGGUCAAUGUUCCAAGCUUUGGAUAAGUUCCAAGGAAUCGUUCGAGGUCUUCUUCAGAAGCUUAACGUCACUCCAGGUAUUCAUCGAUCAGAAAGUUGGUACGACGUUUAAGGUCUCUUCAGCUUCCUCUGUUAUUGUAGAAGUUAUUGCUCAACUUUUGAUUAAAUUGUCAAGCAGAAUCGCAACAGAAAUCCAAGGAAACGAUAAAGUUUCGAUAACCAUUCUCGUGAAGAUAACGACCUCUAUUAUCACUUCUUUACGUGGGUCUCUUAAGGGUAUUCUAAAACUUUUCGGACACGGUUUAAUUUCAUUGCAUGGUGACCUCAUAUGGCUGGCGAAUGUUUUCGAGGGCUUAGCACUGUUCGUCUCAAAAAUUACCGGCGGAUUAACUGCUUUGAUUAAAGCUGGGGUUCAACUGGACAUCGCGCUUUUACUGAGAGCAACUAAUGGACUGGAAAUUCUUAUUAAUCUUCUCUUGGCGAUUGUAGUUCGUGUUGAUUUAUCUAUUGUCGCGGGUAUUCUCAAUUCAGUCGAGGUGCUAAUACAAGUAAUUGUAAAAUUGGGAGGAGACGUAUCAACAGGGGUGACUGGCGUAUGGAAAAUAAUUUAUCAAAUCAUUUCCCUGAGAAACAACAGCAUAAAAAUUGAUGUUUUGAUAGCAACCUUAAUCGAAUACGCCGUCGAGGAAAGAUCUAGCGUGGACCUCUCAAUUUAUAUAAAGGGUUUGCUAGAAGUAAUCCGAAUUCAAGAAUCGCGUCACUCAUCUACCAGCGUAAAAGCUUUCAUUACAUUCGUUCAAAAUCUACAAAAAGGAAAGUUAGUCAUUGGAGGAAUUGAUAUAUCGGGCAUUAUUACUAUUCUCCUUAAAGGCGCUGUGGGUGGUGUACUUCUGUUAGUCAUAACUAUCUUAUUACGUUUGACAGUGAUAGUCAAAGCGGUGGAAUCGAUUCUCUCCAUCCUCUUGUACUUACUACGUCUCCUCAAUUCCCGAGCUGGACUACAUAUACUUCAACAAAUCAUUCCCGGACUAUCGAUCAAAGUGUCUGCAAGUGGAAACUUCAACAUCUUCGUGGAAAUAUUCCGCAGUGUUAAUGUUUUGACCAUAACAAGAUUGAUCGCUUCCGGAUUCGACUUGAACGUUGUACUAACCAGCGUGCCUGUAUUAGGACAAAUUUACAAAGCUGUCUCGAGUGCGGUCUCUUCGGCGAGCAACGGAUCUCUGAGUCUGAAAGUAAUUAUAAAAUCAUCCGGAUCAGCUUCGUUCGUGACCGAGAUAAGAUCCUGGUUCAAAGAAGCCUUUAGCAGUUCGCAACAUGGAGGAGGAGUAAUAAGAGUAACAUCUAAACCCGUUACUAGCUAUUACACACAACGAUGGACUUGGCACUUUGGUAUCGGAAAAUGAGCUCAUCAAUACGAAGAUAAGCAGCAUGGUCUGCACCAUUAAAUAUUAAAUUAGUUAUUGUAUAUAUGUAAAUUUUAAAAUAAAUGGUAUGCAUUUUGUUAUAA